AUGGCGCCGGCAACAGAUGAACUCUCUGCACCUGGUGCAGUGAGUUAUGAUUCGGAGACCAUGGUUGUAGGGGAUGGAACAUGGGACUUUGACAAGAAUACCUUUCUACUGCCCAAUCUUCAGGGCCUCAAUUACGAAACCAUGCGAUACAAUGGCAUGGGAAACAGAUUUUCCACGGUUAAACAAUACCACAGCCUCGUUCUAGCCCACGCCAUCAUGGCCGUGAUAAUAUUCCUCUUCCUCAUCCCCUUCUCCGUCAUGACGGCAAGAUUCUACGCCAACCGUCCUGGCUGGGCCGUCAAAUACCAUGCCCAGGUUAACAUCUUUGCCGGAUUGAUGUUGAUAGCCGUCUUCGUUCUCGGAUAUUUUGCCGUGGGACCCGAGAGAAGCCUUACAAACCCUCAUCAUGGAAUCGGUGUCGCCAUAUUUACCCUCUUCCUCCUCCAACUUUUUGGGGGACGUCUAGUACUCAGGAUCACCAAGUCCCGAUCGCUCCGCAUCAUGCUCCACCAAUGGUUCGGCAGGGUGAUUGCCCUUUUGGGUAUUGCCCAGGUCCCACUGGGUCUCACCCUGUACGGCUCACCUCUAUACUGUUUCAUUCUCUACGCUGUCUGGAUGUUCUUCCUCCUCAUCUUCUACUUUAUCCUGAGUUGGAGAUCAGCAGAUCGACGGGAGUAUUACAUGAGUGGAGCGCGGUCGGAGGUGCCUCCCUCUGAGGAUACACGCACACGAAUCACCGAGUCUGAGUAUUUCUCCGACUAUAGGACUGAUCAUACUGGUCAAACUCGUCACACUAGCAAGGCUAAAUGGUUGGGCCCUCUCGCCGCUGGGGCGGGACUUGCGGCUCUAGCUAGAGGACGAAACAAGAACAAGGACGGAGACGACCGCAGCCGAAUUCGCAGUCGAUCUCCCUCCCUCGACCGAAGCCGCGGACCUGAAGUCCUCCCGUCCCGGACUGGCUCGGCUAGCUAUCUUACCGGCAUGACAGGGGAAAAGUACUCGGAGGCUCCCACUAGGAAGGCAGAGGGAGGCGGUGGAUUCGCGAAGUUCUUGGCCAUCUUGGGUCUUGGGAAACUGUUUGCCAAAAAGGAUCGAGCUCGAGACGAAGACUAUUCCGAGUAUACGGCUGUAUCAACCGAAACCCCACGGCGGCAUCGUUCAAGCCGGAGUGCUCCUACGAUGACGGACUACACAAGGACUGAGUUUACGAGAACCGAUCUUAGCAGGACCGACUUCACCAGCACAGUCACACCGGAACACAGGAGGGAACCAGAUAUCACCAAAACUUCACUUAUCCCACCCUCUGGAAGCCGUCGCCCACCGCCCGUCAUGUCCCAACUUAGGAGCGCGGCUGACGGAACUGAAUCCAUGAUGAGCUCUCCCCCUCCGUCAGUAACGCCACGAGCAGCACGUCGCCCACCACCUUCUCGGCGUAGCGUCUUCGAAGAAUCGGAUUAUUCAUCUUAUGUGAGCCCGUCUCGGCGGCCACAACCUGAGAAACCAAGUGGUGGAUUUGCUAAGGGACUAUUUGGUGGAUUCGGUAUGGGCUGGUUUGCCAAGAAGAUGGCAGACAGGAGAAACGCAAAGGAGGAAGAGCGCCUCAGGGACGAAGAGGACUUGAGGUCAGGUACCUCGCUGUCUAGGUUUACUGGAGACGGGCACCCCUCUCCCACGAGGAGGCCAUCUCGCCGACCUGUUCAAAGGCGACAGACGGGCUACCCUGCUGCAGAGACAGUGUUGUCAACUGAGAUGACCGAGUCGACCAUUGAACCCCGGCCUCCUCGUGGCAAUUACAUCCCUCCUACGGAAAUGAGCACGCUACCACCCGAAACUCUUCCAGCGGCAAGUGGUCAGGGAGCAUCUCGGUCGAGACAAGACAUCGAGCCUGCCUCUAUGCCAUCGAUGCCACCGGAUCCUCAGGGUAUUCUUGCACCUGCACUGGCACCUACUGAGACUACUGGUUCAGGAAUAUCUCCAGGUUCUCGACCUCAUCGAUCUCGCCAGAGUAGACCAGGUGAACGGAGCACGAUCAGAUUGGCAGGCGACGACGGAGAACCCCAUGAGCGUUAUGCGUCACCAGCCAGUCUCAGUGUCAAGCUCAAGGUCCACGACGACAAGGAAAGGAACGUGACUCUUCGACGGCUCACAGAGGAAGAAGCGAAACGCGCUCGCGGCCGCAGAGACUCUGAGAGCAGCAUCUCCGGACUGGAAUCUCCUACUCAUGGACGGCGACGAUACAGACGAGACUCGAGUCAACGGCGGGCCGAGAUGGGAGCGGAAGAGGCUCCUCUAUCUCCCCCUAACCCGUCCUUUGCCAAGCAACGACGACCCAAGGACUCGGCCUACUACUCUGGACAGCCGGCGCAAGCUGGGCCAUCUGGAAUGACACCGUUUGGAGGCCAGACAGUCUCGAGUCUGGGAAGUAUGGGAGGUCCGGAGAGCCACGGCACAUGGAGUGGUCUAUCUCCAUCCCCUCCUAUAGCAUCUGGACCAACUGCACCUCCCGGGCCACCAACCGACGCUGGAUCUGCAGCGGACAAUCGACGUCGACGACGACAAGAAAGGAGACGAGCCAGUGGAGCUGGUGACAUUCCUCCGACCACCAAUGUUGACAUGAAGCUCCACCACGCAAAGUCUCUCAGGGCAUUUACUUGCAUGUCCCUCACAGUCGAGGCCACGUCCAACACCUUCUUCUCUCAACCUCCACUCCAACUUGCGCCGCGUGGGCAACCCAAUGGCCCCUACGACGGUUUCGGUUCGAUUGCCAUUGUGACCCUGAUUCCGAAGAAAGAGACGUCCAAGAUGCCCCCGAAGAGCCCCAAACCAAAGGCCAAGGCCAAGCAGCAACCCCAGUCCGAGCACCAAAAGAUCGCCGAACAAUGGGCCAAGGCUGAACGUGCCCGCGAAGCACAGCGCGCAGCCGCUGCCACCGCCACCCAGGGCCUUCCUCCCGCCGACGAGAAUGUCGAGGCUCUCGAGCGACGACGCGCAGCUCUGGAUAAGAGGCGAUCCAAGAAGUACGAGAAGCGUUGGCGAUGGGCUGUAGCCUUUUGGGUCUGGGUACUCGCCGUCCACGCCCUGGGCAUCUGGCUCUUCACCAGCGGCUUCCUCCUUACCCGGAUGGUGCUGGAGGAAAAGUCAAACUGCACGCUGCCUCCAAUUGAAAACACAAAGGGCUACUUGAGCGUCGACCGCGGCUGCUGGCACCCCAAGUCUUUUGAUCGAGCUGUUGUCAUCCUGGUUGACGCGCUUCGCUACGACUUUACGGUUCCCGAGGAUCCGGAGCAGGCCCACCACUUCCACAAUGCCUUCCCCUAUCUCUACGAGACCGCCUCCAAGUCGCCUCAGAAUGCCUUUCUUCGCCCCUUCAUCGCCGAUCCUCCCACGACGACGCUGCAGAGGCUCAAGGGUCUCACCACCGGAACCCUGCCGACCUUCCUUGACGCCGGUAGCAACUUUGCGGGAACGGCCAUCGAGGAGGAUAACUUGUUGAUGCAGCUGAGGGAUGCUGGCAAGAAGAUUGCCCAUCUUGGCGAUGACACGUGGUGGUCUCUUUUCCCUGGGUACUUUGAGCCCAACAUCAGCAAAGCAUACGACAGCUUCAACGUCUGGGAUCUUCACACCGUUGACAAUGGUGUGAUUGACAACAUCUUCCCUUUGCUGGACUCGAAGCGUAAGGGUGAUUGGGAUCUGCUUAUUGGACACUGCUUGGGUGUUGAUCAUGCCGGUCAUCGAUACGGACCUGAUCAUCCCGCCAUGGGCGCCAAACUUCGACAGAUGGACGAGUUUGUCCGCAAGGUUGUUGAGACCCUAGACGACAAGACACUCCUUGUCGUUAUGGGAGAUCACGGCAUGGACAGCAAGGGCGAUCACGGUGGUGAGAGCGACGAUGAAGUUGAGGCUGCGCUGUGGAUGUACUCGAAGAAGCCCUUCUUCGGUAGAACUUCACCCGAGUACGCCACACCUCCAGCCAACGCCAAGAUCCGACCCGUGAACCAGAUUGAUCUCGUGCCGACUCUUGCUCUGCUUCUGGGAAUCCCUAUUCCUUACAACAACCUGGGAGGCCCCAUCGAGGAGGCUUUUGCUGGUGUCAAGGGUAACGACUGGCGCAACCUUGCCGCCGUGUCGCGUGUCGCUUCGGCUGGUAUUGAGAGAUACCAAGAAUCUUACCACAAGGCCCAGGGCAUUUCACAGAGCAACGAGGCUGGGUCGCCCGCCGCUCUCUGGUCUUCUGCUCUCGAAAUUGUCAAGAAUGACCGCGACAUCUAUACCGCCUUCUCCAAGUUCCAGGAGGGAACUCUGCUGGUCUGCAAGGAUCUCUGGGCUCGCUUCGAUGUCCCUCGCAUGAUCAUGGGCAUUAUUGUAUUUGGUGUCGGUGUUGUCCUGCUUCUUAUGUAUUCAUCUCGAGAUGAAGCAGACGACUAUGUUGUCCUGAACGAUGCUGAGCUUGAUUACGCUGAGAAGAAGCUGGAGCUUCUGGCCUUCAAGGAGAACGAGGAGGACCAAGCCGAGGUCUUUCAUAGGAACAUUCUCAAGGGCCUCUGGGAUCCCAAGAUUCUCUUCACUGUUUCUGUUCUCACCGGAGUCGGCCUGUAUCGUCAGCAGCCAAGGGAUGGCCUUGCUGCUCUAGUGGCAGUGCUGUUCAUGGCUGGCGUCGGAUCGUCUCUCCAUGAAGUGGGCAAGACUAUCCUGAACGUUCUUCCAACGUCCUUCUGGGGUUGGAUGGCUGUUGUUUUUACCGUCAGCCAGUCGAUCGGGUUCGCGUCCAACUCUUACACUAUCUGGGAAGACUCCAUCCUCCUCUUCUUCAUCACCACGUUCGGUGUGGCCAGUGCUGUUGCUGGACUCCGAAUCGAGUCUCGUCGCGACAAGACCCUGGCGGUCUACCACUCAGUCGCUUUCAUUGUUCUUGGUCGUCUUGCGUCAUACUCCAAGCUCUGCCGCGAGGAGCAGAUGCCGUACUGUACCUCGACCUACUAUGCCUCGUCAACUUCGUCCACUUCUGCGACGUGGCAGCUCAUCAUUCCUUUUGUUGUCUUUAUUGCCCUUCCGGCCAUCAUCAAGUCGUUCCUCGUCUCAAGCAGAUCCUAUGAGGGUCUCGCACCCACCUGGAUCGGCUAUGUCCUUCGUGGAGGUCUUUUCCUUGCUGCUGCCCACUGGGUUCUUGACGCCGCAGACAAUGGAGGCUGGCUUGAAGGAAGACUCCCUGAGGGAACCCCCAAGACGAUUGGAGUCUAUGUGGCUCAGAUGGUGCUCGCUCUGGCCUUUGUUGCGGGAAGCACCGCUUUUGUCUGGGCGCCUCCUUGCGUGUCUAUCCUGUCUUCAGCCGGAGCUAACGGCCGGCCUCUUGUGAGCAUUCUUGGAUAUGGCAACGCUAUUGGCGCUCGCUAUCUGUUGCUCCCCCUCAACUUUCUCUUGGGCUGCUUCCUCCUUACCAAGCCCAUGGGUGGCGGUGCCCUUGCUCUCAUGUUCUGGCAGAUCCUCACGCUGGCCGAGCUGCUGGACCUCAACGAGCUCAAGACGAACCCGAUCGGACCCGUCAUGCUCGCCGUUCUUGGAAACUUUUACUUCUUCAAGACGGGUCACCAGGCGGUUCUUUCCAGCAUCCAGUGGGACAGUGCCUUUAUUCCGCUCUUUUCUGUUCGUUACCCCUGGACACCCAUUGUCCUGGCUCUCAACACGUUUGGCGCUCAGAUCCUAGCUGUGGCGUCGGUACCUCUUCUCGCUCUUUGGAAGGUUGGCCCUAAGCAGAGGGGAGUGCUGGAGACGGCGACUCGCGGACUGGGUGUGUUUAUCGCUUACUUUGCCGUUGAAGCCCUUGCUACCAUGAGCUGGGCUGGCUGGUUGCGCCGCCACCUGAUGCUCUACCGCGUGUUCAACCCUCGAUUCAUCUUUGCGGGCGUGACGCUCCUGGUGCUUGACCUUGUGGCUAUUCUGGUCACCUUGACAGGUCUGCGCAGCAAUACCCUUGCCCUGAGUGAGGUGUUUGGAUGGGCCGAGUAG
Messenger RNA from Fusarium falciforme, 6003 nucleotides. Its product is annotated as GPI ethanolamine phosphate transferase 3. Gene Ontology annotation, cellular component: endoplasmic reticulum membrane. Lineage: Eukaryota; Fungi; Ascomycota; Sordariomycetes; Hypocreales; Nectriaceae. Gene Ontology annotation, molecular function: mannose-ethanolamine phosphotransferase activity. Gene Ontology annotation, biological process: GPI anchor biosynthetic process. The transcript is spliced from 3 exons. The record is from RefSeq and is a predicted model, not a curated record. The coding region runs from base 1 to 6003 and encodes 2000 amino acids.